AUGCAGUGCUUCAAAUUCAUUAAGGUCAUGAUGAUCCUCUUCAAUCUACUCAUCUUUCUCUGUGGUGCAGCCUUGUUGGCUGUGGGAAUCUGGGUGUCCGUCGAUGGGACAUCUUUCCUGAAGGCCUUUGGAUCACUGUCGUCGAGUGCCUCGCAGUUCGUCAACGUGGGCUACUUCCUCAUCGCUGCCGGGGCCAUGCUCUUUAUUCUUGGUUUCCUGGGCUGCUAUGGUGCUCACUCUGAGAACAAGUGUGCGCUCAUGAUGUUCUUUUCCAUCCUCCUCAUCAUCUUCAUCGCUGAGAUCGCAGGUGCUGUGGUUGCUUUGGUGUACACCACAAUGGCUGAACAAUUCCUGGCACUGCUGGUGGUGCCUGCUAUCGAAAAAGACUAUGGUUAUCAGUCUGAUUUCACCCAAGUGUGGAACACUACAAUGGAAGAGCUGCACUGCUGUGGCUUCAACAACUACACAGAUUUUAGUGCCUCACGUUUCGUCGAAGAGAAUAAAGUCUUCCCCCAAUACUGUUGUGCCAACCCUAGCAACCAUACAAUUGAGGAACUAUGCACCGAGGAUAAGGCCAGAAGUAUGAACGUACAGGGUUGUUUCAAAGAGAUUCUGCAUAAAAUCAGAACCAAUGCAGUCACUGUGGGUGGUGUGGCCGUCGGAGUCGCGGCCCUGGAGCUGGCUGCCAUGGCUGUAUCCAUGUAUCUAUACUGCAAUCUGAAAUAGGACUGCUUUUUCCUCCUGACUUGCUGCCAUCACAUGGAAACCAGGAAGAGGCACUUGGCACAGCUAAGCAGCAGUAAUGGGUGGAGAUGAAAUGUCAUUUGGGCUGGAAUGGAUUUGCCUUUGCUGCUCAGGACUUUGGGCUAAAUAGGGACACCUGUUGGACUUUGUCUGCCUUGUUCUUCCACUAGUGGGGUGAGGGGGGGCAUUGGUCCCAGUCCGAGGCAGCCAUGUAUGCCCAUCUCCUGAGACUCUUGAUGAUCCCAGCACUCCACUAGUGGAUGAAGGCACUUAU
Molecule: messenger RNA, 1018 nt
Organism: Apodemus sylvaticus (European woodmouse)
Lineage: Eukaryota; Metazoa; Chordata; Mammalia; Rodentia; Muridae
Gene: Tspan1
Product: tetraspanin 1
Exons: 7
Coding region: 1-726 (241 amino acids)
Cellular component (GO): membrane
Source: RefSeq, a predicted model, not a curated record